ACUAAUGCACGUUGAUGCACAAUCUAUUUGUUUGAUUACACACUCUUCAGAUUGUAUUCAGACUUGUCUCACGUAAUAUUCAACACCAUUUGCAGCUUAUUAAAGAGCUGAAGAGACUUUGUCAUUGCAUUACCGCUCGCUGCCAGUUUGAGCCUUGUUUCCAGGGAAACAGAAAAUCAGAAGCUUUCAACGCUCAGACACAACGCUGAAAUCCAAAGACCUCCAUACACAGCAGAGGAUUCGAGAAAACAAUCCUGCCUUUCUCAGCACCCACAGGAGAAGUAGGAGCUUCAGAAAAGAGCCAUGAAUGUGUCGUGGAUUUGAUACAUAUUGCUUUUUUUUGUGUGUGUGUGUGUGGAAUAUAAACAUGAACAGAGUUACUAAUCAGUGAUCAUAUUGGAGAAAAUGGGUAAAUCUCUUCAACUACAUGAACAAUGAGACAACCAGCUCCAUAUGACUGUUUUGGGGAAUCUGCUCAAAAAUUAACUCUGCUAUAAGUCAUGCCUGUGUGACUGUUUCGAAGGACACCAUGAUGGAUAACAAACUGCCUGAAGCCUGCAAACAUUCAAAAACUGUUGCCCUUGAAGAGAUCCAUACUGACUCCCAGCCUGCUGUGACCAAAUCUGAUCAGAUUCACUCAACCGUAUUGAGUUGCUCAACAGUAGUGGUGGAUUUAAGUCUUGGAUCAAGUGAAGGACCUACACGUAGAGAGCGAUUUAAAUCAGAUUUGCAACAAGCAAGCCAGAAAUCACAAUUCUGGUCACUAAUCAUGAAUCACCUGAGCAUGAAAUGGAGAAAGGGGAGUGCUGUGGAGAAAGUGACACCAAUCUUGAGUGUAUGGUGCCAAGUGAGGAGGACAAUUUGGAUGUAUCCAUGGUGGUGGCAGACUUGAUAGAGCUCAGUGAAAUGCAACAAACCUGUUUGGUCAGCAACAGUUCAGAAGAGCAAAUCUCCAGCAUAGGAGAUCUGAACAUGCCCAAGUCAGAUGAAGUUGGAUUCAUAGAAAGCCAUAAAAAACAAACACAACCUAAAAGUCAACAAGAGAUAUGUGCCAACAAAUACCAGUCAUCAGAGGAAUUAAUUUCACCUGACUCAAAAGAUCCUAACAGGUCAGAAAAGACAGUGAGCAAUGUGUCAUUAAAGCAAGUGAAAUCAUUAGAAAAGAGAGACUCAGAUGGAAAAGUUGUAUCCAGGCAACAGCAAAUACAGACACAAGUUAGCCUGGAGGUUAAAUACCACUCAGCAGCCACCAGCCCUAUGACUCCUCCAGAAGAUUCCACUGCUUUUUUCUUUCCAUACUGCCUUAACAAACUGGGCCAAAGUGAUGGGAUUGAAUCAGGUCAGGUGGAAACAAAGGAUGCUGAGCUCCAGGUGGGCAUGCAAGUGGAGUACCGAUCAGUUGCCACAGCUCCCAUGACACCCAAAUUAACAAAUGCACCUGAAUUUACAGUAGAGACUCGGUCUGUUGCGACAGCUCCCAUGACACCUGUGGCAACAACUGCACCAAAGACACUGGUAGAAACUCGAUCAAUUGCUACAGCCCCCAUGACACCCAUUUCAACUGUUGCACCUGAACUGCAAGUAGAGACUCGUUCAGUUGCCACAGCUCCAAUGACACCCAUUACAACAAUUGCACCUGAACUGCAAGUAGAGACUCGUUCAGUUGCCACAGCUCCAAUGACACCCAUUACAACAAUUGCACCUGAACUGCAAAUAGAGACUCGUUCAGUUGCCACAGCUCCAAUGACACCCAUUACAACAAUUGCACCUGAACUGCAAGUAGAGACUCGUUCAGUUGCCACAGCUCCAAUGACUCCCAUUACAAAAAUUGCACCUGAACUGCAAAUAGAGACUCGUUCAGUUGCUACAGCUCCAAUGACACCCAUUACAAAAAUUGCACCAGAACUGCAAAUAGAGACUCGUUCAGUUGCCACAGCUCCAAUGACACCCAUUGCAACAGUUGCACCUGAACUACAGGUUGAGACUCAAUCAGUUGCCACAGCACCAAUGACACCCAUUGCAACAGUUGCACCUAAACUACAUAUAGAAACUCACUCAGUUGCCACAGCUCCCAUGACGCCUGUUGCAACAAUUGCACCUGAACUACUGGUUGGGACUCGAUCAGUAUCCAAAGCACCAAUGGCACCCAUAGUAGCAACUGCACCUGAAUUACAAAUAGAAACUCAAUCAGUUGGCACAGCUCCCAUGACGCCCAUUGCAACAGUUGCACCAGGAAUACAGAUUGAAACUUGCUCAGUUGCAACAGCUCCCAUGACACCCAUUGCAACAAUCGCACCCAAACUACAAGUAGUAACUCAUUCAAUUGCCACAGCUCCCAUGACACCAAUAGCAACAACUGCACCAGAACUACCUGUGGAGACUCGUUCAGUUGCCACAGCUCCCAUGACACCUAUUACAACAAUUGCACCUGAACUACAAGUAGAGACUCGCUCAAUCGCCACCACUCCUAUGACACCAAUAGCAACAACUGCACCAAAUCUACUACUGCAGACUUGUUCGAUUGCUACAGCUCCCAUGACCCCUUUUUCAACAACUGCACCUGAACUUCAGAUUGAGACCCACUCAGUUCCCACAGCUCCAACGACACCAAUUGCAAGAACUGCAACAAAACUACAGGUAGAGACCCAUUCUGUUGCCACAGCUCCCAUGACCCCUAUAGCAACAAGGGCACCUGAUCUACGGGUGGAAACUCAUUCAAUUGCCACAGCGCCCAUGACCCCCAUAGCAACAAGGGCACCUGAUCUACGGGUGGAAACUCGUUCAAUUGCCACAGCCCCCAUGACACCCAUAGCAACAAGGGCAGCUGAUCUACGAGUAGAAACUCGUUCAAUUUCCACAGCUCCCAUGACACCCAUAGCAACAAGGGCACCUGAGCUAAGGGUAGAAACUCGUUCAAUUGCCACAGCUCCCAUGACACCCAUAGCAACAAGGGCACCUGAGCUAAGGGUAGAAACUCGUUCAAUUGCCACAGCUCCCAUGACACCCAUAGCAACAAGGGCACCUGAGCUAAAGGUAGAAACUCGUUCAAUUGCCACAGCUCCUAUGACACCCAUAGCAACAAGGGCACCUGAACUAUGUGCAGAAACUCUUUCAACUGCCAAAGGUCCUGUUAUUCCAUUCAACUUAAGCUCACCUGAGUUGAUUCCAGAGCCAGAGCCAAGAGUCAAGUCAGGUUCAGAUGAACCUGAGCCAGUACAAGAAGUCUGUUGGGACGAGAAAGGCAUGACAUGGGAUAUCUACGGUGCUGUAGUUGAGGUUUCAGUUCUGGGUUCAGCCAUCCAAAAGCACCUGGAGAAACAAGUUUUGAAGAAGCAAAUUAAACUACCUGAUGACACAUCCAAUCAAAUUUUGCUUGCAAACACUCCAGACAUUUACACUCCCCUACCUUCCAGCCCUCCUGCUUUUUCAUCUUCUAGCCGGUGCAGCUCAGCAAAAGGUAGCAGGAAAAAAGACGAGAGGAAAGGAGCAAGAAGCAGACAAAGACAGAAUCCUUUGCAUUCGUUCUGCAGGAACUUAAGAAGGCCAAACUGUUGCUCCCGGCCACAUUCCGAGUAGAUAUAUUCAAGAGAUAUUGCUUUAAAAUGGCAAUAGUUAAAGAGUUUAACCAGUGGACCUGAUCACAGCCCAAUUUUCUAUAGGUUUCGAUUGUUGGCCAGUAGGUUUUGAUAGAUUUUGUCCCCCUAACUGGCAAGCCCUCUCCAAUUGCAUUAUGUUUUUUAUUAUUCUGUCUUAUUCUGUGCUUCACUUGCGAUAUAAUCCUAAAAAAAAUUAUUGAAGGGAUUAAGAACCACAUCAAAUGAUUAGUGAAAGUUCUUCAAGAUUUAUAGCCUAUGUCUAGCUGCACAGAUUCAAAUCUUCUGGGUAUUUUAAUAGCACAUUCCCAUAGGCCUUUCCAGUCCUGGACUUUAAAAUCAUUUACUGACAGUCAAAUUCAAUUUCCUGUUUUGUUUGGCAAAUUGGUAUCAGCCCAAUUAGUAAAAUAUAUCACUAAGGAGACAGCAGUAUCCAAACAUGUUCAGCCACUGGAGGCAGAGGCCCAAAAAUGGGGUAUGCAGUAUAUGCAGUGCAUAGUGGCACUGCAAAUGGGGGCGCCAUUAUAUAUAGUGUAUUUAUUCUUUUAUAGAGGGGGGCACCAUCCAUGAUCUUGCAUGCCUCUCAGCAAAUGUGAAGUUGCACACCUGACUGGAAGAUGGCGCAUUCUCUCAUACUUACUUAUUUUGUUACUUACCUUGCAGUUGGGGAGAGGCCUAUAGAGUUGUACAUACAGUAUAUAUGUACAAAAUCUAUAUGUAUGUUUACCGUACAUAUGAUACACGAUACAUUCUUAGAAAAGUAAACUUAUUGAAAAGAUGUUUGGAUACUUAAUUUUCCAGGUCUAUUCUUAAAAAAUCUCUCUGGUAGAGAAACUCCAUUGCAGAAUCUUUAAUGGUUCUCCCAGAGAGCUUGACUGAAGAUAGACUGCUAGAUCUAUUUUAUUCUAGGAGUGUGAUUAUCUUAGGGUUAGAUGGUAUACAAAUGCAUAGACAAUCUUAGAUGUGUUUGUUUUUGCUUAGUAGUUAUUUUUAGUGCAUUUUAGCCUUUGCCAAUUCAUGUUUGAAAUGUUUUGCGGGUUUAAGUGUCCUUUUCCCGAUCUUUACUCUAAUAAGUGACUACUAGCUGUUUAUUGUCUUUGCAUGUCAACAUCUCUGAGCUGUAAUUUAAUUUGCAGCAAUGAGUGACAUAACCAAAUCAAACUACAUUUGGAUUAAGAUUUUUUUUCUCAAACUUUUGUAAAGCAGAUAAAGUCUUGCUGCUGUGACUAUGGCAUGUGAAGUCCAAUGUUUUAUCAUUUCUCCACUCACAACUUUAGUUCUUAACUAGAUUUAAUUCCCAACUACUGGUUUAAGUGCAAAACUGCAAGUGAAAAAACUAUUGCGAUUUUGUCAUCUUAUCCUUGAAAGGAAAUAGAAGAGAUCAUUGUUUUUUCUGGUACAUGUUCGUGGCUAGUAUAGAUUUUAACAAUGAAUCUAUCAAUGUAACAAACAAACAAUUUUAACUGUUAGUUUAAUUAUUUAAUUUGCUUUUAACCAAGUUAGUUUUAGACUCAAUAUCUAGCUAUUGUAGUUUAUAGGAAUAAUGGACAUGCCACACCCAAUGCAGGCAAUAGUAGCAGUCAAUACACUUUCACAAGAGAAAAACUGCUAGCAACACAAGGACUUGUUACUUGCUAGUGUGUACAAAGGGUUAUGUGCAUAUGUGAUGUGAUACUUAUUCAGUCAGAUUUGUCUGAACAUAUCUAAGUUACUCUUACGGAUCUCUAGAUACACUAUAUUCAGAAAAGUUUGGGGACACCUGACUUUUUCAGAAAUAUGUGGUUCUUCGCCGAAUUUUUCAAACAAAGAAGGAGGCACACAAUUUUAUAGAAUAUCAUUGAAUAUUACAGCAUGAAGUAUCUGUUUCACGUUAAUUAGGAGACCCAAAAUCUUUUCCAGGAGGUGCCCCUGUGAAAAAUGAAGAUAUGGUUUACAUGAGUUGGAGUGAGAGAUCUUGAGUGGCCUGCUAUAGAGCUCUAAUCUAAAACCUAUUGAAGACCAUUGCAAUGAAUUGGGAUAAACUGACUACACCCCAGACCUCCUCACCUCACCUACAUCAGUAUCUGACUUUAAUAAAAUACUUGAGGCUGAAUAACAAUGCAAUUGGAAUAAAUGUGAAAUUGGAUAUUUAAAAAGCACAUAGCAGUGUAAUGGUCGGGUGUCCACAAACUGUCCAUAUAAUGUAUAACUUGAAAGACGUUUUAGAAGUAUGGAUAUGGACAUGUAUAUGGAAUUCUAGACAAUUUUAUUAUUGUGAUAAAAAAAAACUAGCCUUUGUUUCUUAUACUAUGUUUCUAAAGUGUAAUUGUGCUUCUGCUGAUGCCUUUGUCACUGAUUCUCUUUCAUUCAGUGAAAAAGAUACAUUUUGUUCUGUAGAAAUAGUUAUUUCUAUUUCAAGUGCUUUAUUUUCACUGGAAAAAGAGCAUGUCAGGGUAUAAAUUAAUAUGAAUAAAGUAGAAAUGAAACAACUCUUUAAAA
Messenger RNA from Silurus meridionalis, 6071 nucleotides. RefSeq names its product calphotin-like. The record is from RefSeq and is a predicted model, not a curated record. NCBI's taxonomy places the organism in Eukaryota, Metazoa, Chordata, Actinopteri, Siluriformes, Siluridae. Gene Ontology annotation, biological process: neuron projection development. Bases 790 to 3576 code for a protein of 928 amino acids. The transcript has 2 exons. Gene Ontology annotation, cellular component: plasma membrane.